Messenger RNA from Talpa occidentalis (Iberian mole), 6304 nucleotides. RefSeq names its product DAZ interacting zinc finger protein 3 (gene DZIP3). The record is from RefSeq and is a predicted model, not a curated record. Gene Ontology annotation, molecular function: ubiquitin protein ligase activity; RNA binding; polyubiquitin modification-dependent protein binding. Gene Ontology annotation, biological process: protein polyubiquitination. Bases 240 to 4076 code for a protein of 1278 amino acids. Gene Ontology annotation, cellular component: cytoplasm. The transcript has 34 exons. NCBI's taxonomy places the organism in Eukaryota, Metazoa, Chordata, Mammalia, Eulipotyphla, Talpidae.
AGGCUGUGGCUCCACCUACGGGGGAGCGUUUGGGCCCCUGGGGGUCCUGUGUCGUCAGUGCGCUUUGUUUUCAUUUGCUUUCUUGGCCUUCGCGCAGAAUGGCUGGUUUUUGCUUUGUGCAUCAUCCUCUUGCCGAAAAAUGGUCGCUUCCCCCUAGUCUAGACACGAGGCUGUAAAAUGCAACUGCUGCUGCUAUUGCCGUUAGUGUUUGCCACACAUACCUGCUCAGCUCCUGGAAAAUGACGAGACUGAUGAGCCUCUCCUGGAAAACCUUUCAUCACGUAGAUUCAUCUCAGGUUGUAUUUUUAACUUUAACAAGGAAUAAUAAAAGUCAGUCUGCAAGCACUGGCAUAAGACUUUUGCCGGAGAACAGGUACAGCAUGGAUUCUCUACCAGAAGAAUUUUUUGUGAGGAAUCCUUUAGAAGAGCAGACUAAGGAGGAAACUGAGAAUAGUAUAGAAAAAUCAAAUGAUCAACUGGACAAACAGGGAAAGGAAAUGCUUACUGAUCUGGUCCCUGUUAACCUACUAUUAGAAGUGAAGAAGUUACUAAAUGCUAUAAAUACUCUACCAAAAGGUGUGGUACCUCAUAUUAAGAAGUUUUUACAGGAAGAUUUUUCCUUCCAAACUAUGCAGAGAGAAGUUGCAGCUAGCAGCCAGAAUGGAGAGGAAAUUGUUCCUGCUUUGACUUUAUGUUUUUUGAUAACACAACUGGAAGCAGCACUUAGGAACAUUCAAGCUACUAAUUAUACUGCACAUCAGAUUAAUGUUGGGUACUAUUUGACAUUGCUGUUUCUGUAUGGAGUAGCACUCACUGAAAGAGGAAAGAAGGAGGAUUAUACAGAAGCUGAGAAUAAAUUUCUGGUAAUGAAGAUGGUGAUCCAAGAAAAUGAAAUUUGUGAAAACUUUAUGACGUUAGUUUAUUUUGGACGUGGUUUGCUUCGAUGUGCUCAGAAGAGAUAUAAUGGAGGACUGCUAGAAUUUCAUAAAAGCUUGCAAGAAAUAGGAGAUACAAAUGAUCAUUGGUUUGACAUAGAUCCUAUAGAAGACGAAGAUUUUCCUACAACAUUUAAAGCUCUUCUUAAUAAUUUUAUUAAGACAACUGAAAAUAAUAUAAUGAAGCAGACCAUUUGCAGUUAUCUAGAUUGUGAGCGAUCUUGUGAAGCUGACAUUUUAAAGAACACCAAUUAUAAGGGAUUUUUUCAGUUAAUGUGCAGUAAAAGCUGCUGUGUUUAUUUCCAUAAAAUUUGUUGGAAAAAGUUUAAGAAUUUAAAAUAUCCAGGUGAAAAUGAUCAGAGUUUCAGUGGAAAAAAAUGUUUGAAGGAAGGAUGUACAGGUGACAUGGUAAGGAUGCUACAAUGUGAUGUACCUGGAAUUGUUAAAAUUUUGUUUGAAGUUGUGAGAAAGGAUGAAUAUAUAACCAUUGAAAAUUUAGGAGCCAGUUAUAAAAAGUUGAUGUCUCUGAAAAUAACUGAUACCGAUAUAAGACCGAAGAUCAGUUUAAAAUUUAGUGGAAAAGAUGAAAUGCCUAUCUUCAAACUUGAUUAUAAUUAUUUCUAUCAUCUGCUUCAUAUAAUUAUUAUUUCUGGUACUGACAUUGUCCGGCAAAUAUUUGAUGAGGCUAUACCACCCCCUCUUUUGAAAAGAGAGCUUCUUAUACACAAGAAUGUGCUGGAACCCUACUACAACCAUCUCUGGACCAAUCACCCCUUGGGUGGAGCAUGGCAUCUGCUUUAUCCCCCAAACAAGGAGCUUCCACAGUCCAAACAGUUUGACUUAUACCUCUUAUUAGCACUCAUAAAACAUUUGAACGUAUUCCCUGCACCCAAAAAGGGCUGGAGUAUGGAACCACCAUCUUCUGAUCUCUCUAAGUCUGCAGACAUCCUGAGGCUGUGCAAAUACAGGGACAUCCUCCUUAGUGAGAUUUUGAUGAAUGGUCUCACUGAGUCACAAUUCAAUUCAAUUUGGAAAAAAGUUUCAGAUAUUCUUCUGCGCCUUGGGAUGAAGCAAGAGGAUAUUGACAAAGUGAAGGAGAAUCCUAUUGAGAAUCUCUCUCUUGAUUACCAUCAGCUGUCCAUCUACCUAGGCAUACCAGUACCAGAAAUCAUCCAGAGGAUGUUAUCCUGCUAUCAACAAGGAAUUGCUCUACAGUCAAUAACAGGCAGUCAACGUAUUGAAAUAGAAGAGUUACAGAAUGAAGAAGAAUUAAGUCCACCUCUCAUGGAGUACAACAUAAAUGUGAAAUCAAAUCCUGAAAUACAGCUAGCAGAAAUGAAUAAAGAUGAGGCAUCAAUACCCAGUGAAUCUUCAACAGAAUCUAUUAAAGAUCUCCAGGAAGUUAAGAGUAAACAAAAGAAAAAGAAAAAGACUAAGAAUAGAAAGUUCUGGAGGCUGGAAAGUCCAAGAUCAAGGUGCCAGCAGAUUUCGUGUCUGAAUAAAGAAUCAACAGAAGAGCAAGUCCCACUUAUGGUAGGAAAGGAAGAGCAGUUGAAGAAAGAGCAAGCAAACCUAUACCCAGUCAACAGAUUUAUGAAUGAUGAUGCAAGUGAUAUUCAAGAAGACUCUGCAACUGAAGACAAGCUGUACAGCCUGGAUGAAUUGCAUAUUCUGGACAUGUUAGAGCAGGGUUCAAGCAGCAAAGUAAAUGCAGAAUAUGGAGAAACUGAGAAAGAAAAGCUUGAUCGACAACGGCAGCUUUAUAAAUUGCACUAUCAGUGUGAAGAUUUCAAAAGACAAUUGAAAACAAUGACUUUUCGAUGGCAAGAAAACCAAAUGCAGAUUAAAAAGAAAGACAAAAUCAUUGCAUCACUUAACCAACAAGUGGCUUUUGGAAUCAAUAAAGUUUCCAAAUUACAGCGUCAAAGCCAUGCUAAAGACAAUGAAAUCAAGAACCUUAAAGAGCAACUCUCCCUGAAAAGAUCUCAGUGGGAGAUGGAGAAGCAUAAUCUGGAAAGCACAAUUAAAACAUACUUAAACAAAUUGAAUGCAGAAACUAGCAGAGCUUUAACAGCUGAGGUGUAUUUCUUACAGUGUCGUAGAGAUUUUGGUUUGCUGCAUCUAGAACAGACUGAAAAGGAAUGCCUCAGUCAGCUUGCGAGGGUGACUCACAUGGCAGCAAGCAACUUAGAAUCACUUCAAUUAAAGGCUGCAGUGGACAGUUGGAAUGCCAUUGUGACAGAUGUUAGAAACAAGAUUGCAUUCCUCAGGACACAGUACAAUGAACAAAUUAACAAGGUGAAGCAAGGAUUUGCCUUGAGUACCUUGCCUCCAAUCCAACUUCCUCCACCACCACCCAAUCCUGACAUGCUGAUGCAGCAGUUCUUGGGACGACCCCUUGUGAAAGAAUCCUUCUAUAGACCCAUACUCACUGUUCCUCAAAUGUCUGCUGUUUGCCCUGGAGUCAUCUCUGCAACUGGGCAACCUAGAGCUCCCCUGGUGACUGGUAUAGCCUGGACUGUCCCAGCCCCUGUAGGAGAGGCUGUUCCUCCCAGUGCAGGUCUGGGAAGUGAACCCACAAUGAAUUGGGAGAAGAUUAUAGACAAGCUGAAAACUGCCUUUCCACAACAGACCAGGGCAAUUCUUUCCUUGAUCUCUUCCAGAAAGGAGCUUACAGAUUUCUUUAGGCAAUUGAAGGAUACUCAUGGAAAGUCUUUAUCUGGACUGACAUUUGAUGAAAUUGUUUACAAGAUUUCUCAGCUUAUUGGCCCCAAGAGAGCUCAGAGUCAAGGAAAAUCAGUGCCAAAUGGUGGUAGUAAUGUUUCACCCAGCCAUACUGCACCACAGUCUAAUGCUGCCCAGCCACCCAAGCAAGCCUGGAGGGCCCUCACUUCACAAAGUCCUGCCACAUGGGAAGGAGCCAAUAAUUUGGAUGAUGAGGAGGAAGAGGAGCCUUGUGUGAUCUGUCAUGAAAAUCUUUCUCCAGAAAACCUGUCAGUUUUGCCUUGUGCUCAUAAAUUUCACUCUCAGUGCAUUAGACCUUGGUUGAUGCAACAGGGGACAUGCCCAACCUGUAGGCUCCAUGUUUUGUUACCAGAAGAAUUUCCUGGCCACUCCAGCCGGCACUUGCCCAAGAUAUGAUGUAGAUAGAAACUUCCUUCACAAAGGAAGUCCUGUUUUCAAGUCUCCAGAAUUUAGUUUUGCCUUUUACUGUGAGCUGAUAGUGCAAGUGGUGUGAAGCUGUGUGCUCUUCAGUAUUAUACAAAAGAAGCUAAUUAAUCUCAUCCAAGCUGCAGCCAAAGAGGACAGAUAAGAUAAAUCUUCAGGAUUUAUGACUGAACUGAGAGGCCUUAAAGAAGACGGAAUUUUGAAAGUUACAUUAUAUUUGUACUUAGUGGGUAUUUUCUUCCAACAUAAACAUGGUAACUGUUGGCAUGUGUCUUAGGAUGUCUUCUUUUCCUUCUUACUCUGUUCACCCUUUACUUCCCCUCACAUACACAAUUUAAUUUCAUUAAAUAAAUUUAAGCAAAAGUGAAAUAGUAAAUAAGUUGGAAAAUUCCACAGAUUUCAACAUUCCUUUAAUUUUAACACUUGUUACAAAAAAAGUUAUUGAAUUAUUUCCAUUUUAUCUCAAUUCUGUCCUCUAAAACAUGUAACAAGUUAUGAAGAGAUUUGGAGCUACUUCAGAGUGGGAAUCAUACAGUGUUUUAUGUUAGAGCUGACUUACAAAGGCUUUUAAGAGAGGAUUGUUAAUUUCAGGAAUUUUGUGAGCCAGUUAUAAAACUGUUGGUAGAUCGAAAUCUGCCAUAGUGGGAUUACUUAUACAUAGAAAUUGGUAAAUGCGCUAAGGGACCACUUCCCCUUAGGAAGUACUUAUUAAACAUUUACCAGCACACACUGGGACCAUGUCUAAUGCUUCCUCAUGUACCCAGUGUCUUGAACAGUAGGUACAGCACAGACAUUCCCAGAAUCAGAAAUCAGGAAGCAGUAAGAAAAGGAAUUCAUGUGCAAAUUAAGUCACAUGCUCAGCUGAAUAGUUGAGAUCUUAUGUUGAGUUAUAAACAUGCUCUUUGGACCUCAAUAAUUUAUACAUUGGAGCGAUUUUUUUUUUUCCUGCCUUAAAAUUUUCUAAUUUCACUUUCUCAUGCCGGGGGUAAGGGAACUGUAUGUGUGUGGUUGCUUGUUGACAAAGUUGAUACCACUGGGCUAAGCUGCGUAUCUCAAGUUUAUUACUGAGAACUUUCAUUCUUAAAAGUAAAAAGCCUAUUUUGAAAAUAGUAUUGUAUAAAUUCUGUAAGUGUUGUACAUGUCUCUAGUUGCAAAAUUAAUUGGGUUACCUUUUAAGACAAAUGUUACUUGGUUCCUAUUCUUUUCCAUAAAUUAAUGAAAUUGAGACUGUGAAUAAGUGUUUCCUCACUCAGCAGUUACAUUAUCUGUAUAUUUCAGUGUAAAUGUAUCUUGAAGUUACUUUAAAUCUCUAUUAAAUCUGCCAUUUCUGUAUGCUAAAAAUUUUUUUUUUGUAAUGAGAAUAGACUGGAAAAUAUGUAUUAAAAAAUUAAGGCUUUCAUCUAGACAUGUAAAAUGCCAAAAAUGCCUUAGAAUUGCAAAAGUUCUAAGGGCCUUUAAUAAUUAUCUUCUCUAACUUCUCAAGGUCAUGGUGAUAUAGCAAAUUAUUUCAUGAGAUAUUUCUUAGUUUUUGUUUACAGUUGCAAUUUCAUUUUCAUGUGGGAAAUAAUAAAUGUUUCUUAAUUGAACACCUAUUUUAUCUGUGUGUUUUGGUUUAAGUAUAUCCUAAUACUUCAAACUUCUAUUUCAGAUACUUACUUUUGUUUGAUUGUAGCUAAAUUGUUUGUUAUAAAAAAGGAAAGGAAAAUAUCUAAAAAGGCAGUCACCUAGACUUGCAAAUUGCUAAAUUUGCUAAAUACAACAUUGCUAAAUAUAACAUUCAGUCAUAAGCCUCCUCCACAGACUGAUGCUGCAAGAUCUGCCAUUUGUGGCUCCAAGGAUGGUGCCAGACGACUUAUAGCUGAUAUAUAUUGAGACUAUUGAGAAUAAUCUAGUAGGACUGAUCUCCUACAAGUCAGGUUCUGUUCUGUUGAUGUUGAACGUAAUGCAGUUGUGGGUUUUUUAUGUAUAAUUUAACAAUAAAGAUAAUUAUAGGGAUCAUUCUACCAUGAACAAUGAUCACUGCCCUGCCUGUGACUGCACUGGGGUCCAGAACACCAUCCUGCUCAGAAAUCCAACAAGGGAUGUGGCAGUAUUUACAGCAAAAACAAUUAAAUACCAGUAACAUCAACUGCAUCUACUCUGAGAGCCUAUAUCUUGUAAUGUUUUCAUUCAAAUUUAUUGAAUGUUCUGCAUUUAUAAAA